Molecule: messenger RNA, 3274 nt
Organism: Hypoxylon fragiforme
Lineage: Eukaryota; Fungi; Ascomycota; Sordariomycetes; Xylariales; Hypoxylaceae
Product: Spc97/Spc98 family protein
Exons: 3
Coding region: 419-2803 (794 amino acids)
Biological process (GO): mitotic cell cycle; microtubule nucleation; cytoplasmic microtubule organization
Cellular component (GO): centrosome; spindle pole; gamma-tubulin complex
Molecular function (GO): microtubule minus-end binding; gamma-tubulin binding
Source: RefSeq, a predicted model, not a curated record
CGACAAUCUUAAUUACCAGGGUUAUUGUACAAUGCCUAGGGUGCAUAGUAAUAGUAACGACAACUCGGUAUUUUCAUGCUUUCAACAACAAGAUGAAUUACAUCAGCAACUCUGAAUUGAUCAAAAUAAAGUGAGAAAGAAAAAAGGGAAAAAGGACAAAAUACGAAUGCAGGGUGUAUGUCAUAUCUACUAGGUUAGGUACCUACUUAAUACCUAGCAUCACCUAGCAUCACCUUCAUACUUGAACCGACUCGACAUUCACAAUACCUACCUAUCACGGCGGAUCGUGGCUUUACCUACUUGGAUCCAUGUGUCGUUACGAAUGUCUCGGUUCCAUAAUUCUUCUAAUCCAAGAUAUUAACGAUAAGAUCCGGUCUAAGAAGCCUCCACAUGCAUUACAAGGUCCUUCUCCUCCACAAUGCUCCAUGAGAUCCUGCUCUCCCUGUCGGGGCACCCCUCGCCUCUACUCAGACACGACUAUACACAUUCCGCAGCACAAUCCAUCUUGUCCCCGCCAGAGCGAGAGCUACUGAAGACGGCCGGACACCUAAGUGAUCUUCACUGCAAGCUCAUAAGCUAUACAGCUCAGAUAAGCGCUACUCAUCCUUCUAUCAUUUGCCGCGCCGUAUCAACCUCCAUCAACUCAAUCUAUCUCGCUGCAUUUCAGAGGAAGGUAUUAGAAGUAGAAGAUAGCAUCCUUCGAAAAGAUGCUUCUCUCGUAGGCGCUUACAACAUUGUGCCCUUAACCGCCGUCAUUGGUGAAUUCUCCGGUUGGACCCGCCGGAUGGAAUGGUUGUGGGAUCUGGUACAAUUUAUGCUCAAGGAAGACGGCGGCUCACCUUGCCAGGCCGCACAGCUCAUCAAUAAACUGCGCGAUGAGCUUCAGACUGGCUACGCCGAUGUUGGGGAGGCUGCGCUUAGUCUUAUCAGAGUAGCAGAAACCGCCUGGUUGAAGCAGGUUUCGGCCUGGGUCCUCUAUGGCCGGAUUCCUACGUUAGGAAAUGUGGAUUUCUUUAUUCGAAAGAACGAAGAUGACGAACGGGGCUUCUCAAUCGAGCAAGGUUUAUUACCGACAUUUGUGAGGCUAUCGACGGCUAAUUCGAUGCUAUUCAUUGGAACCUCAUUGCAUCGGGUCAAAACUAGAAGCAGCAUAGAACCAAGCAAUAAUGGACUCGACCACCUCUCAUCCCAACUUCAAACUUUUGCCGAUUUAUCGUCACCCCUCAAUAGCGCAGCUUUUUCCAGAGCCAUCACGUCCAUCCGGCUGACGUUGUCUCGGACGACCUUGCAGAAGCUGUUGCCGUUAGCUAGAGUUAUUGAGAUGCUGACUCUAUUUCGAAAUUUCUUUCUACUCGGCCGAGGCGAAUUUGCGAUGGCCCUUACACAGCAAGCCGAUGAAGUAAUCCGUAGUCGAUGGCGGCGCGCUGACAAUCUUGCUUAUGAGAAACGGUACGGGCUCAGCAAUGUGACAGUUAAAGAAGGUGAGGUUUCCGCGGUUCUCACCAAGACCUGGGCUUUAUUAGGCUCUAUGCAAGGCCAGCAUGCCGAAGAAGACGAAGAGCUCGAAAUAGCAAGAGACGUGCUGCGCCUGAAUCUAUCCAAAGCUAAAGCAACAACGCCGAUGAAGGGAAAGUCUAGUACAAGUAGCUACAAACAACCCAGCGGCAUCACUAGCACUCCAUUCCGAAACCUCCUCUUCUCUGUCCCUGUAGUUCUCACAUCGCAAAUCCCACCACCACUAGACCUAUUUUUGACUGCGUCUGACGUUCAAAUCUACACGUCCAUCAACUCAUACUUACAAUCGAUUCGCCGCUCUCAUCUUCAUCUUACAGACUUAUGGAAAAUAACCUCCCUUCGCCGUCACCAUCCACCACCUCCUCGGCCCCCAUACAGCAACACAAAGGGGGGUAUCGCAAGAACUCGUACCCUUCGUGAGCGAUGGUCCGCUCGUUCUUCUACCAUGCGAAGCGCGUGGAGCACAAGCAGCGCAGCAAUAUUUUUCUUGGCUGAAACCGAAGCAUACCUCCAAGUUGAAGUCGUUGAGGGUCUCUGGGACGACUUCCACCAGUGGCUGGUGGCGGGACAACACGACACGACGCCCUCUUCAUCCAGCGAUCCUUCGACACAUCAUACCAAUACCUUCGACAAGGAAGAGAACAGACAUUCUGACCACAAUGACCCGGCUAGUCCGUCCAAUCUAAACGAAACCCCGACAAAACCCAACUCAGGAACACCACAUCAUGACCCAGAAACCCUCGCCACAGCCCACCGCCUUUAUCUGCGCACUCUAACGCGACGCCUCCUUUUAACCCAACCCUCCUUCACAGACGCACUGUACGAGCUUCUCGUGCAAAUCGACCACCUGGUCGCCCUCGUGCACCGGCUCCACGGCAUCUGGACUUCAAUGGAUCUCGAGGCCGACGAGGGUGUCGUGGAUGCCUUCUCCGACCUCGGCGCUGAGGAAGCUGACGUGCGUGUCAAUAUCCGCGACGUGGAGCGUAAGGUCAAACUCAAUGUCGAGGGUGUCGUGAACACCCUCCGCACGCUGAGCAUGGACUCGGCAUUCAUGGCUGAGCUCGAGGGAGACGAUGACGAAGAUGGGGGGCCGGACGGUGACGGCUCGGGCCUGGGACCCGGAGCGGGGCUUGGCGAUGAUGUAGGGGGAGUAGACGAGGGAACGGGGUACGCGCCAAGACGCACGGGGGGUAUCGAUAGAUUGCUGAUGAAGCUGGAUUUCGGCGGGUGGUUCGAUGCCGGAAAGACGCGUGGCAACGAUGGGAUGGUGGAUUUUGACGAGUUUUGAUGACGGGGGGGAUGUGAGAUCGUUUUACCUACCUAGUUCAUAUAGGUGCCUGCCUACCUACCUGCUUAGGUGGGUAGUAGAUAAUAGGCAGGUAUGAAUAGUAUGUCUAUGCUGCCUAGGAAUUGGAACUUCUAUUAAUAUCACCACCACUACUACUCCUACUACUAACUGCUACUGUCUACCUACUCCGUCAUAUCCGUUCUUCGUAUGAGCUAGAGGAAGAUCAUCAUCGUCGUCAUCGUUGUUGCUAUCAGUUCGUGGACGGAUGGAUGGAUGUUUAGCUGUAGGCUUCCAGUUGGCUGGCCUAGAUUAAGUACCUGGACUCAAGAAGAUACCUCGAGAUAUCAACUUAUACUUCAAUGUCGAUCACUCGGUACUAGGGAUGGUAUAACAAAGAACGACUGCAUACAUGCUAUUUAGAGAACGUGUUCAUCUACCUAUCUGUUAUGGUGGGUAGGUAGGUAGGUAGGU